UUGAGUCGGAUGCUCAAGCUGAUGGUGUGCGACCGAACCACAAUCAAUUAUUUUACACAAGGCUUUAAUCAGAUUAAAGAAAAUCCAAAUUUACUACAUGUUUUACUCGUGAUGUACAGGUAACUAUAUGAGCACUUGCCGGAAUGACAUCGGGGGUCUGCGCAUCCUUUGUGUCUUAAAAGAAUUUCAAAUCAUAGUGAUUUUGUUGACAUCACUGGCCCCACCCAUCUGGAAUAAUGAGCUCCUCCCCCCACACGUCCCGCUCCUCUAUCGACAUCUUGGAUGAGUUGCAGCUCAUUACAGCCCAGAACCUGGACAAGGUGGACAUCAAUAAAUACUAUGAGGUCAUCAGAGAGCUUGGGAAAGGCACAUACGGGAAGGUGGACCUUGUUGUCCACAAGAUCAGAGGAACAAAAAUGGCCCUUAAAUUCUUGCGAAAGAAAACCACAAAGCUGAAGAGUUUUCUUCGGGAGUACAGCAUCUCACUUUACCUGUCACCCUGCCCUUUUAUCAUCAACAUGUUUGGCAUAUUCUUUGAAACUGAUGAAUAUUACAUCUUCGCUCAAGAAUACGCACUGGCAGGUGAUCUCUUCGACAUCAUUCCUCCCCAGGUCGGACUGCCUGAGAGUGUGGCCAAACGCUGUGUGCACCAGGUUGCAAUUGCAUUGGAUUUCUUGCAUUGCAAGAAACUUGUACACCGAGACAUAAAGCCAGAGAACAUCCUCAUUUUUGACAAGGAGUGCCGGAAGGUGAAACUGUCGGACUUCGGCAUGACUCGACGUGCUGGUUCUCCGGUAAAGCGGGUGAGUGGAACCAUCCCGUACACGGCACCGGAACUGUGCGACUCCGGCCGACAGGAGGGUCUGUGUGUAGACUACAGCACUGACGUCUGGGCCUUCGGUGUGCUACUCUUCUGCAUGCUGACCGGAAACUUUCCCUGGGAAAAGGCUCUGCCGUCUGAUGGCUUUUAUGAUGAGUUUGUGCGCUGGCAGCACAGGCGGAGACAAUCGGGCACUGUGCCAUCACAGUGGCGGCGCUUCACGGAUGAGGCGCUCCGCAUGUUCCGGCACCUUCUGUCCAUUGAGCAGGAUCAGAGAUGUUCUGUUAAGGAGGUCUUUAACUACUUUAACCACAGUUGGAUGCUCGAUACGGAAAACGGAAACACGACCCACCCCUCCAGCAGUAACAGCAACGGUGGCACAGCAAUGAACGGGCAUCAGGCUGAGCUCAGCUCCUCUUCCUCAGAAGAAGAUGAGCUGGUGGAUCGUUUGAAUCAGCACAGCUUGUCGCCAGUGCGUGGGGUAGCUAAAGGCAGUAUCAUCAUGGAGCCGGUGACAGCGCGCUACUCUUCAACGAUUACAAACAGCCCUCCUUCCUCCACCGGCGGUUAUGAGCGUGUUUCCCGAGACAACAAUGGCAACAGUGGUCGCAUUCUAAUGGCGACGCCAAUUGAAAUAUGCGUGUAGAGGUCGUUUGCAUUCAUCUGCCUUGAGCGUGUACUUGGGAUGACUAGAUGACCGUAGAGUCUUGUAAGGACAGUAAAGUCUCAAGUUCUUAAGGAACAAAUGUUUUAAUGAAAAGGAAAUAGUUGAUGUUUGGCACAAGUGCCAGACUAGAAUCCCAAAAAGUGGAAGCUGUUCCUUAUGAUGAAGGAACAUGUAGGACAAUCGCUGUGGUGCUGAUUGUGUCUCAACUACGUUUUCUAUACACAAUCGAUCCAAAAUUAAGAAAGUACAGAACGGAAACUUUAAAAUAAUAUAAAAGCAACGUCUUUGGUUAAACAUCAAACAAUAUGUUGAAGGUUAUUGAAGGUUUUUUCAAGAAAUUAUUAAGAAGGUAUUUACUUUUUUUUCAAAUUUAGGAUUGGGUGAACUGUGUUGUUGUUUUUUGCUUUUGUAUCCCUGUGGUAAGUGGAUAUGACUUUGGAAGUGUGUUGUAUAUUUAUUUUGGUCCUGUACUUCUGACCUUUUCCUUAUUUAUUUAAAACUGUAGCAUUGCAAAGUUAAAAAAAAGUUAAAGUACAACAAAACGUCACCUUAUUCCUGAAGACUGUUAGUAUGUUUUGAAUGACCAAUGCGUUUCACUCUUAAAAAAGUGUAUAUGCAGUACAUCUGUGUCUAGUAUAGACAAAGGACAAAGGCUUUUAGCAAGGCGGUGGUUGUAGCGGUAUGAGUAUCAUUAAAUGAUGAUGGCUCCCAUAAGCACAGUUCAAAAACCAUUCAGGCUUUGGGUGUGUGGAUAGAUUGAUAAAUAUGUAAGACAAAACUUGUGCAUUUCUUGUUUUGUGCAUUUCAUUAUUUUUGUCUAAUCAUCAUUGAUAUCUUAAAAGCACAUUUGAAAAAGAAGGAUUUUUUCUUCAUCACAAGUUAUAUUAUUUAUAUUAUUAGCAUAAGAAUAACAUUGACUUUGAAUUAAAACCUUUUUGGAUUUUCUUAGUAAUUGGUAUUUUAUUUUUAUUUAUUGACAACAUGCCUUCCCAGAAAAAACGAUAUAUUGUUUUAUAUCGUGGUCAAUUACCUUUCAUAUUUUCAUCAUAUUUAUUUAUUGGAUUAAAUGAAAAACAUCUGGAUAAUUUAAUGUGGUCUGUGACUUUUGGGAUGUACAGUACAUAGCUGAAAUGUCUUACAGUGUGUGUUCAUGUAUACUGUAGAUAUGAACCUACUUUAAUCCAAAACUUAAAAUACAGUUUUCUCCAGAUGAUGCACUCUUUAACUGAUGUCUCAGUGAUGUACUGUGCUUAGUGAUGUUUAGGGAUUUCUCAGGUAUACAGUACCAUUCACUGUGUAAUGUUAACUGUUAAUAGCCAAUUUAUCAUAUUCACUUUCUUAAUACAAAUUCCUGGUCUUACUACACAUAAUACAUUAAUGUCUUGGUUAUUUUUAAGAAAAUGAAAGUCUUUGAAAGCCUCAUCUUUGCCUUUUGGCUUUUAUAACCAAGCACAUGAUAAGUUCCCAAUCAUGUAUUUCCCAACCUGUUGCACAGAAAAUACAUCAUAUUACUAAAGUAAAAUGGGUUGGGAGCACUAUUUUUUGUUGCUUCACUGGACCAGAUAUAAACUUUCUCCAUCAUAUCUUUAAAGAAUUCCUUUAUAUGGGCUUUUAAUUACAUUUACAUUUGGUUAUCAGCUAAACCUUGAUUAGUUUAUAUUUAGAUCAUAUUGAAAUGCCAAUAAAGUAGGACGUGUCACGCUGUUCUUAUUAAAUCCUGCACAAUUUCAUUAGGACGUGUGUAUUCAUGUGUAUGAGAUUUGUUCAAUUUAAUACACUUGUUUAAAAGAAGGUAGCAAAAGAUUUUUUAAACAAAAAUGGUUGAGUGUAUGAUGUUUUGCAUGGAUCUAACAGAAAGCAGAUGGGAUCAAUGCUACUUUUUAAGAGUUGUUACAAUUAUUGUGAAGUAAACUUUGAAGUUUGUAUAAUCUGAUAUUUUCAAUGGAUUUAAAAAGGAAAAUGUGCAGAUAAACAGUUAAUAUUCAAUACUUCAUCUGCCGAAGAUAGAGCGGAUGUUGAAGACAAAACAGUACAUACUGUAUCUUAAGUCUUUGUGCUGAUUAAUGAGCGGAAUACAUGAGAAAGUGUGGUUCACAUUCUACAUUACACCAAGAGACAUUUUAACAAUGCAAAAAUGAAGAAAAGAAGAUACAAAUCUUUCUUCAAGGGGACAUGUCUAAAAAAUUUGCAUGAAUUGAUAUUGCUCUGGAGAAAUAUUGUACAUAAUAAAGUUUUGAAUGAUGUGGGUGUCAUUUCUAUUGCA
Molecule: messenger RNA, 3750 nt
Organism: Paramisgurnus dabryanus
Lineage: Eukaryota; Metazoa; Chordata; Actinopteri; Cypriniformes; Cobitidae
Product: un-named sa1261
Biological process (GO): protein phosphorylation
Molecular function (GO): ATP binding; protein serine/threonine kinase activity
Source: RefSeq, a predicted model, not a curated record